AUGGGGGAUUUGAGCGACAUCGUGGUCUCCUGGUCGGUCCAGGAGAUCAUCGACGACGACCUCUACAGAGGGCAGGUUGAGACUAUUCCCUGCACCUUCACGUCACUUGAUCACUAUUUAAAAUCGUAUCGUGCACCUCUGCUUGAAGAGACAAGGUCAGAUCUAGGCUCAUGCCUUGAACUCAUCGCGGAAGCACCCUCUUCGAGAAUACUUUCUGUGGAGGCAGCAGGGAAAUCAGGAUUGUACUCCGUGGAUGUGGAUUUCAUGGACAAUGGGCCCGAGUCUUAUACUGCAAGGAACGGUGACAUAUUUAUCUUGUCUAACAUGAAACCUGAAGCUGCAACGGACUUCAGCCGUUAUGGUGUGAUCUAUUUCUUGGCAAUGGUUACUGAGGUUUCUGUGGACAAUGACUGCCGCAAGGGGUUUAAAAUUAAGGUUCCAAAGGACAUUGAUUUGGAGCAAGACUCAAGUAAACUCAAGCACGCACUAUUUCUCAGUAACAUCAUGACAAACAUGUGGAUAUGGAAAGCACUUUGCUUUGAUACACACAUGGAUAACAACUUCACAGUUAUCAAGUCUCUGUUAGCUCCCACAAAUCUGGGUGAUGAUGUCUGUGGUAUCUGUGCUAAACAGGAUGGGGACUGUUUAUCUUCUUUUAUAGAGCAACUACUGUCCAUAAGUCUUAACCAACCACAAGUGGAUGCUAUUCGAUCUGUCAUCUUGGCUGUACAAUGUAAGCAUAUGAACCUCAUGAAGCUCAUAUGGGGUCCACCAGGUGCAGGAAAGACCAAGAUGGUCAGUGCUUUAUUGUGGGCAUUGGCUUGUUUGAAAUGCAGAACUCUAACAUGUGCUCCCACAAAUGUUGCUGUCACUGGGGUUUGCACUCAUUUCCUUCGGAUCUUGAAGGAUUUCGGUGAACAUAUUGAUGAAAAGGGCCUGCCCACUUCUCUUGGAGAUGUCUUGCUAUUUGGGAACAAGUAUAGCAUGGACAUCACUGAGGAUCUCCAGGAAGUUUUCUUGGAUUUUCGUGUGGAAGAACUUGUUCGGUGCUUUUCACCAUUGUCUGGAUGGAAGUACAGAUUAGCUUCAAUGGUAUCCUUUUUUGAAGACUGUGGUUCUGGUUCUCAGUAUGAUAUGCUUUUUGAGGAUAACGGAAGUAGUGAUCACAUGUGCUUUUCGGAAUUUCUAAAGAAGCAAUUUGAUGUUACAGCAAAAGCUCUUUCAAGAUGCAUAAUGAAUUCGUGGAUUCACCUUCCUGGAAGUUGCUUCUCAUGUGAUAAUGUCAGCAGUAUAUCUAAAUUGUUUAAUAUUCUGAAAAAAAUCGAUGCCCUUCUGUGCGAUGUAAAUUUAACUGAUGAGAGCUUAAAAAGAGGCCUUGGUGGAUUUUCAACUGAAAACUCUGUUUUCGUGCAGCCUAUUCCUUUUAUUGAGAAGGAACUAGAUGGAGCAAGCUCUUAUAGAUUACAUAACAUGGAUAUCGCACCCUUGGAUGUGCUAAUUGUUGAUGAGGCUGCUCAAGUGUGGGAGUGUGAGUUGGUCAUCCCACUACGUCUGCAUUCAAUGAAACAUGUUGUUUUGGUAGGAGAUGACUGCCAGCUGAGUGCAAUGGUUAAAAGCCAAGUAUGCAAAGAAGCUGGAUUUGGAACAAGUCUUUUCCAGAGAUUGGUUAUGCUGAACUUUGAGAAGUAUUUAUUGAAUAUACAGUAUCGCAUGGAUCCUUGUAUCAGCUUAUUUCCAGUUGCUCAGUUCUAUAAGAGGAAAAUUGUUGAUGGUCCAAAUGUCUCGUCUCCUCUCUAUAAUAAGGCAUACACAAGCCUCCCUUUUGGCAGCUACACUUUUAUAAACGUAGUUGAUGGAAGAGAGGACAAAGAGGGCACUAGAAACAGUUGGAGGAACAUGGUUGAAGUUGCUGUAGUUCUGCACCUGAUCCAAACCAUCUUUAAAUCUUGGGAAAGAUCGGGCCAAGGGCUCAGCAUCGGUGUGGUCUCUCCAUAUAAUUCUCAAGUUGAUGAAAUUAAACAUAGGCUGGGCAAAAAGUAUGAUACAUGUGAUGGGUUUUGUGUGCGGAUCAAGUCCAUUGAUGGUUUCCAAGGCCAAGAGGAUGAUGUAAUCAUACUAUCGACUGUUAGAUCCAAUGGGAGAGGAGCUGUUGGAUUUCUUGCUGAUAACCAAAGAACAAAUGUUGCUCUGACUAGAGCAAGGCACUGUCUUUGGAUUGUUGGGGAUGCUAAUACAUUGUCUAAAAGUGGGACUGUCUGGACAGAUAUCGUUGAUGAUGCAAAAAGGCGUAACUGUAUUUUCAGUGCAACUAAUGAUGCAACCAUGUGUAAGCUGAUUUUGAAAGUAAAGAAAGAUCUUGAUGAACUUGAUGAUCUUCUCAAUGCCGAUUCAGUGUUUUUCAGAAAUACCAGAUGGAAGGUAACCGUGGUCAUCUCGCGACUCGUCAUUCUCAGCGACAAGUUCAGAAAGUCUUUCACCGAACUAAAAUCACGGCAGCUGAGGAGGGAAGUACUCCAAAAGCUUGUCAAACUUGGUGCUGGUUGGAGGACGACAUUUAAGAACGUUGGUGUAUGUGACACUUUCCAGCUUGCGAAAGUAUGGAAGGUCAGGGACCUUUAUCUUGUUUGGAGUACUGACGUGGAGAAAAGCGAGAGAAGGUAUAUCCAGAUAAUAAGAAUCUGGGAUCUACUGUCACACCAACAUCUUGCAAGAACUGUUCAACGUCUUGAAAAUCUGUUUUCCAUAUACACAGAUGAUUACUUGGAUCACUGUAGAAGAGUGCAGACAUGUGGGAAAUUGGAGGUUCCUCUGAUUUGGGAUGUUGAGCAUGAUCUUGUUCGUUAUAAGAAGGAUUGCACAGUCGAUGCUAAAAAAGAUCAUGAUCUCAUGGAUAAAGCAUAUGCUAUGGAGAAUUCAGAAGUUACUGAAAGCUUCUUGCUGAUGAAGUUCUACUCUUUAUCAUCUGGAAUGGCAAAACAUCUGCUAACUGCUACUGAUGGGUCUCAAAUCAAUAUCCCAUUUGAACUUACUGAUGAAGAGGAGGCGAUAAUCCGAUUUCCGCACACUAGUUUUAUACUUGGGAGGUCAGGAACUGGGAAAACCACUAUAUUGACAAUGAAACUGAUUCAAGUUGAACAGUGGUCAUUAAUUGCAUCCCAGGGUCUAAAUGUGGCCCAAAUUGAUUUACCUGGGGCUGAUGAUAAAAAUAUCAUUCCAUUGAAGGACACAAGCAAACGAGAAAGAUUUUUAAAACAAGUCUUUAUCACUGUAAGCCCAAUGCUAUGUUCAGCUAUAAAGAAUCACAUUUCCAGACUUAAAAGAUUUGGCUCAGGUGAUGUGUCUGAUCAGCCUAGCAUUCUUCAUAUGCAUGACGUCAUUGAUGACCUAGAAGAAUUUGCAGAACUACCUGACAAAUUUGGUGAUCUACCUUGCGAGUACUAUCCUCUUACUAUAACAUAUCGCAAGUUCUUGAUGAUGCUUGAUGGAACAUGCCGGACAUCAUUUUUUGAUGGGUUUUAUACUGAUUUAAAGUCUAGCAUUGAGGGAGGCCAUUCAAAGUCUCUUGCACUGCAAACCUUUAUUGAGUUGAAGGAAGUUACCUAUGAGAAAUUUGUUUCUUCCUAUUGGCCUCAUUUUAAUACAGAACUGACCAAGAAACUUGAUGCUUCCACCGUCUUUACUGAAAUAAUUUCUCAUAUAAAGGGUGGAUAUCAAGCAAGCAGGCCUUCUAGUGGAGGCAAACUUGAAAGGCAGGAUUACUUGAAACUCUCUGCUAGAAGAUCCUCGUCUCUGAACAGUGAGAAGAGAUGCAUGAUUUAUGAUAUUUUCCUUGAUUACGAGAGUAUGAAGUGCACUGCCAGAGAAUUUGAUUUGUCAGAUUUUGUCAAUAGUCUUCACAACAGUCUAAUUUCUGAGGGCUACAAUGGUGAUAUGGUAGAUUUUGUUUACAUAGAUGAGGUGCAGGAUUUUACUAUGGCACAAAUAGCACUUCUUAAGUAUGUCUGCCGGAACUUCAAGGAAGGUUUCGUUUUUGCUGGUGACACUGCACAGACAAUUGCAAAGGGUGUUGACUUUAGGUUUGAAGAUAUUCGCUUGCUCUUUUAUACCACAUUCCUCUCGGAUACUGGAGUAUGUAAUCAAGGAACUGAACAUGGAAAACAAGUUCAUCUCUCAGAUAUGUUCCAACUUAGUCAAAAUUUUCGGACACAUUGUGGUGUCCUUCGUAUGGCUCAAAGUAUCAUGAACCUUCUGUACUUCUUUUUCCCAUCAAGUGUUGACAAGCUCAAUCCAGAGAGUGGGCUUGUACAUGGAGAAGCUCCAACGCUGCUGCAGUCUGGUAACAGUGAGAAUGCAAUUAUGACUAUUUUUGGAGAAAACAAAAGUGAACAUAGUAACCUGCAUGGGUUUGGUGCUGAGCAAGUCAUAUUGGUUCGUGAUGACAUUACUAAAAAACGAGUUGUUGAUCUUGUUGGCAAACAGGCUCUUGUUUUGACUAUUGUUGAAUGUAAGGGCCUUGAGUUCCAGGACGUCCUAUUAUACAACUUUUUCAGUUCAUCACCUUUAAGGAAUAAAUGGAGAGUUGUAUAUGGCUGCAUGAAAGAGAAAGAUAUUAUACCAUUAUCUGAGAAGAUCUCUUAUCCGGGUUUUGACAGAACCAAGCAUUAUCUUCUCUGUUCAGAGCUCAAGCAACUCUACGUUGCAGUCACAAGAACUAGGCAAAGACUGUGGAUAUGUGAGAACGCUGAUGAUUAUUGUCGACCAAUGUUUGACUACUGGAAGAAGCUGUGUCUUGUACAAGUUAGAUUGCUUGAUUCUUCCUUUGUUCAAGCAAUGCAGACCAGAAACAGCUCUUAUGAUUGGAGACUACAAGGCAUCAAGUUAUUCAAUGAGCGUCAAUUUGAGAUGGCUGCGAUGUGUUUCGAAAAAGCUGGUGAUACAUACAGAGAGAAGUGGGCAAGAGCUGCCGGACUUUUAGCUACAGCUGACCGUGUCAUGUCCACAAAUUUGGAGACGGGUCAGUCUUCAUUGCAAAAAGCAUCAGAGAUAUACGAGUCUAUUGGCAUGCAUGAGAAAGCUGCCAGCUGCUAUAUCAGAGUAGGUGACUACGAAAGAGCAGGAAUGGUCUAUAUGCAAAAAUGUGGUACUUCCAGGCUGGAGGAUGCUGGUGACUGUUAUGCUGUGACUGAAUGCUGGUUACAGGCAGCUGAAGCUUACUUUAAAGCUAAAUGUUAUGCCAAGUGUUUCUCCACGUGCCUGAAAGGAAAACUAUUUAUUUUGGGAUUGCAGUUCCUACAAUGGUUGAAGGUGGAAGACGAAUGUUUGGUCGAGAAUUCGAAGUCUGUCGAGCUUUCUGCAAUUAGAAAGAUGUAUCUAGAAAAUUGUGCCCAACACUAUUUUGAGCGUGGAGACAUCAAGAACAUGAUGCCAUUUGUUAAGUGUUUUAGUUCUAUGGAUCAUGUUCGGGCAUAUUUGUGCUCUAGGAAUCUCGGUGAUGAACUGCUGAACUUAGAGAUGGAAAUGGGUAAAUUCCUUGAAGCUGCAGGAAUAGAAAAGAGUGAAGCUGAUAUCUUGGGAGAGGCAGACAUGAUUGAGAUGACAGGUUACUUUGAGGAUGCUACACAGCUUGUUCUCCACACUGUCGUCUUCAGAUCUUUGUGGUAUGCAAAGAGUAUGAAGUGGUGGCCUCCUCACAGAACUGCUGAGAAGGAACAAUUUCGUGCAAAAGCCAAUGAUAUGGCCAAGGAAGUCAGUGCUUGCUGCUUCUGCAUUGAUAACUUCGGAGCAUGUACACUGAAAUGUGUGCCUAAAUCUCUCCCCAUUUUAACUUGUGCCUUCCUCGUGGGCAGAACAUGUGGGAACUUGUUAGUAGAACUUGUUGCUGCCCGUUUGGUUCUUGAUGUUCAUCUCCAGUCCGAAGCUUCUCGAUACAAUUUGGGAUUAGCGCAAGGAUCGGAAGAGAAAAGGUGUUGUAAUGCUAUGCUGGCUUCUGACCAGAUAUCACCUGAAACUAUGUUGUAUGUCUGGAACCAUUGGAGGUCAAUCAUAGUUAACAUACUAUCUCAUCUUCGUCACUCUGAUGGCCAAGAAUCAAAUGAUUGUGCAGUUACGUAUGAUGAUCUUUGUGCUAGAUACUUCGGAAGCUCUUGGCAGCAAGAUGGCAACAGAUGUUGGCUGGAUUCUGUCCAGUUUCAUUCAUUUGUUCAGAAUUUCUGGAUGAAUGAGCUAUCUUCAAUUAGUUUGACUGUACUCAAUAAGUUAUCCUGCGUUCAAUUUUCUCCAGAGCAGGCAUCUUCAUACGCCCUUGGGAGAAGUAUCCUUAUUAUGUAUGAAAUUGCAAUGUUUCUGAAGGAGCCAGAGUUUGGUAUGCCGAAAAGUACCGAGUUGAGGAGCUUCUUCGCUCUGUGCGAGAGGCGCUUCAUUGAGUUUGUUUCUCAUGUUUGGAGGGAUGGGACAGUGAAGCCCCUCUUGUGUAUGCUUGAGUUACCAACUGCAUAUGGUCUGAUUACUGAUUCUCUUGGCGCAUAUCUCAGGCCAACAACUAAGAAACUGACUCAUGGGCAUCUUGGGAGAGUUACCAUGUUUCUGCUACAUGUAGGACAGUGUACAUCACGGCAGUCAGAUGAUAUGCUGUUUUCAAGUCUUCUGCAGUACCUGGACAAAGGAUCUGAGUGGGCAAACUUUUUCCAGUCUUUAAAGAUAUUUAUUUGUGCUGGUGGUUUUUUUGGCAGAUCCCCCUUGAUCUUGAACUUUAAGCUUGCCCUUGAAUUUACGUUCAAUGCAAACUGGAUGGCUGAGCCGGACUACAUAUCUCCAACAUGCUAUGUGGAUCUCAUAGAGUUCCUUUGCUUCUUCGCUUCGUCAUAUUCUUUACCGAUUGGUUGUGUGUUUUGCACAAAAUCUAUUCUAGUCAAGGUGCUAAAGUGCUGUACCAGCACAACAUACCUCUUUAAGUUUCCUAGCACAGAUUUGGUUCCGGACCAUAUACCAUUGUCAGCAGGUCGUUUCAUAUUUCAGUCAGUCAGGAAACUCUUGUCAAACAAGCGUAUGAUCCAAGAGUGGUUUGAGAAGACUUCUACUUCAACUAGUUCAUACAAUCUAGUCCUUCAGAGAUUAGUUAGCACACUUUACAUUGUGACUCUAAAUCUUAAGGUGGGAGAUUGCUAUGAGGUCACAGAUUUCCUUCGGAUGCACCAUGUUUUUGAGGAUUUACAUUUGGGGUUCUCUCAAAAAAUUCUAUAUUGUUUGCAAAUGAGUUCUCAGACACUUAGCAACUUCAGAAUAGUAUUUGCUGAUGCGCUUGCAGCAAUUGGAAAUCGCAUGGUAGUUAUGACUUCAGGCAAAGUCCGGCCAAUCUUUCGACACUUAAAUGCUGACAUAAUUAGCAGAGCAGAUUGGAAAGAUAUUGAGAAGGUACUUGGGCGUUUUUGUCCAGAAGAUUAUGUCAUAAACGAUGAGGGUGCUCCCUUCUGGGAGAAGUUUGAGGAAUUUCGAGUCAACAAGCAUUCCCAAAAAGAUGCAUGGAUUAUUAUACAAUUCCUCAAAAGUAUCCUUUUCUGGCUGGAGCGAAGAGGCCCACUAAAAAAGAUGGACCCACGGUUGGAGGAAGAUGUCAGGCAAAUCUGCAAUGAGGUUGAAGAGCGUUCUGCUAGGCUGGGGAAGUGGGCUUGUGUGACUGCCAAUGAUCUUUAUUCAAUAUGGGAAGAUGGUGAGAAGAAACUACAGAAGAUUAUGCGCUAUCUCCAUUCUGAAAAGGCAUCCAUGAAAAAAGAUUGCACGAGUAAUGCAGCUUCAGCUGUUGCCCAGCUGCACGCUGGCGGAGCUGAUGAGUUGAGUGGAUGUUCAUGCAAGGAAGCCGACGCUGGGGGAAAUGACGUGGUGGAAUCGGCCAAGGAAGAAGCAGGUGUGGCCCAGGCUUCAAAACAGAAGCAGAAAAGCAAGAAGAACCCCAAGAAAUCGAAGCGCCAUGGCAAGAAGUGA
Molecule: messenger RNA, 7977 nt
Organism: Lolium rigidum
Lineage: Eukaryota; Viridiplantae; Streptophyta; Magnoliopsida; Poales; Poaceae
Exons: 17
Coding region: 1-7977 (2658 amino acids)
Molecular function (GO): helicase activity; protein binding
Source: RefSeq, a predicted model, not a curated record